AUGAUGCAGCAAACUUAUCCCAAUCAAGGACCACCAACAACAUCUAAUCAAAUGCGUGCCGCACCUCUUACAUCUAAUCAAUUCGGCCCACCUCCAACAUUUCCGACGCCUCAAAUUUCACAACAACAAGCUCCAUUUGCUAAUCAACCACCAUCAGGCAUGGGCGGCGUAGCACAAUAUCCUGGUACUCGUCCUCCUUACACUGGUCCUCCACCUACAUUUCCUCCAAGCAGUCAACCAUCACUACCACCAAGUAGCUAUCCUCAACCAACAUUACCACCUCAUCAUCCUAGUCAAUCGAAUUUAUCUGGUCCACCAUCAAUGCCAGGUAGUCAAUCAAAUGAACCAAAUUCAUAUUCAGGCGGUCAACCUCCUCACAAUGCUCCUCCACCUGCAUUUUCUCUGGGCAGUCAACCACAAAACAGUUAUCCUCAACAACCAUCAUCAUCUCAUUAUCCUAAUCAACCAAAUAUAUCUGCUUCACCAACAAUGCCAGGUACUCAAUCAAAAGGACCAAGUACAUAUCCUGGUGCUCAACCGUCUUACAAUGCUCCUCCAACUUCAUUUCCUCCGAGCAGUCAACCGCCACCAUCAUCAGCUGGUUAUCCUCAACAACUACCGCCACCUCAUCAUCCUAAUCAAUCGAAUUUAUCAGGUCCACCAAUAAUGCCAAGUAACCAAUCGAAUGGGCCAAAUGUUCAUCCUGGUGGUCAACCUCUUCAUAAUGCUCCACCAACUUCAUUUCAUCCAGGUAGUCAACCACCUCUACCAUCAUCUAAUUAUCCUCAACAACAAAUGCCACCUCAUUAUCCUAAUCAACAAAAUUUAUCUGCUCCACCGACAAUGCCAGGUAGUCAAUUAAAUGGACCAAGUACAUAUCCUGGUGGUCAACCAUCUUACAAUGCUCCUCCAACUUCAUUUCCUCCAGGCAGUCAACCACCACUAUCAUCAACUAAUUAUCCUCAACAACAAUUGCCACCACAUUAUCCUAAUCAACCACAUCUAUCUGGUCCACCAACUAUGCCAGGUAGUCAAUUGAAUGGACCAAAUACAUAUCCUGGUCAACCACCAUCAACUGGACCCAUACAACAGCCAUAUCAAUCUCAACGUAUUGAUCCUGAUAUGGUACCUAAUGUAGUUCAAGUUCUCGAACAAAGUCAAGAAAAAAAUCAAGAACCAUUUAUAACUAAUGCACCUGGUUUAUUACCACCAUUAGCAGCAACAGAUUUUAUUUGUCAAGAUCAAGGUAGUUGUAAUCCACGUUUUAUUCGUUCAACAACAUAUGCUAUACCAAAUGCAACUGAUAUGACUAAACAAUCUCAUAUACCAGUUGCACUUGCUAUUAGUCCAUUAGCUAAUCUACGAUCGGAUGAACUUGAACCACCAGUUACUAAUUUUGGUGAAAUAGGUCCAAUACGAUGUCAUCGUUGUAAAGCUUAUAUGUGUUCAUUUAUGCAAUUUAUUGAUGGUGGUAAACGUUUUAUUUGUUGUUUUUGUGAAGCUGCAACUGAUGUACCUACUGAAUAUUUUACUCAUCUUGAUCAUAGUGGUCGUCGUAUGGAUUGGUAUCAACGACCAGAACUUUGUCUUGGUUCAUAUGAAAUAUUAGCAACAAAACAAUAUUGUAAAGAUGAAAAAUGGCCUGAACCACCAGCAUUUAUAUUUAUGAUUGAUGUAUCGUAUAGUAGUGUUCGUAGUGGUCUUGUUGAAUAUAUAUGUCAUAUAUUAAAAACUGAACUUUUGAAUUAUUUACCAAAAGAUAAAACUGCUGAAACGUCGAAUAUUCGUGUUGGUUUUGCAACAUUUGAUAAACAAAUACAUUUCUAUAAUAUUAAAAAUACACUUGGACAACCACAAAUGAUGAUUGUUUCGGAUCUUGAAGAUAUAUUUGUACCAUUACUUGAUGGUUUUCUUAGUACACCAGAAGAAUCACGUGGAGUUAUAAAUAGUUUACUUGAUCAAAUUCCACAAAAUUUUGCUAAUUCACAAGAAACAGAAACAAUUUUAGCACCGGUUAUUCAAUCCGGUAUUCAAGCAUUAAAAGAAGCAAAUUGUGCAGGUAAAAUUUAUAUUUUUUCAACAACAUUACCAAUAUCUGUUGCACCGGGAAAAUUAACAAAUCGAGAUGAUAAAAAAUUACUUGGAACUGAUAAAGAAAAAACACUUCUUGCACCAGUUAAUAAUAUUUAUACAAAACUUGGUGAAGAAUGUGCACAACAUGGUUGUGCUGUUGAUUUAUUUGUUUUUCCAAAUAAUUAUCUUGAUUUAGCAACAAUUGGUGAAGUUUGUCGUGUAUCUGGGGGACAAAUUUAUAAAUUUAAUUAUUUUUCAAUUGAAAAUGAUGGUGAAAGAUUAUUAGAUGAAUUAAAAAGAAAUUUUCAACGUACAACAGUUUUUGAUGCAUUAAUGCGUGUACGAACAAGUGCAGGUAUGUUCUUUAAUUCUAAUACAGAAAUUAAUCAUGCUAAAAAAAAAUAUUGCAUACGACCAAUUGAUUUUCUUGGUAAUUUCUAUAUGACAAAUGCUACUGAAAUGAUAUUUGGUAGUAUUGAUUCGGAUAAAUCUGUAUGUGUUGAAUUAAAACAUGAUGAUAAAUUACCUGUUGAAAGCAAUACUUAUAUUCAAGCUGCUUUACUUUAUACAAGUAUAUCAGGUCAACGUCGUUUACGUAUAUUAACAUUAGCUUUAACAGUUACAUCUGCAUAUACAACACUUUAUCCAGCUUGUGAUCUUGAUACAAUUAUGAAUUAUAUAACAAAAGUUGCUAUACGAUCAAUAACAGUAUCAACUCCGAAGAGUAUACGUGAUAGUAUAAUAACACAAGCAGCAAAUAUGUUAGCAUGUUAUAGAAAAAAUUGUGCACAAUCAACAACAGCUGGACAAUUAAUCUUACCUGAAACAUUAAAAUUAUUACCAGUUUAUGUUACUUCAUUAAUUAAAUGUGAUGCUUUAACUGGAACUCAAACAGUCACAACUGAUGAUCGAAAUUUAUUAAUGCAUCGAUUAAUGUCUAUGGGUAUUAAAGGAACAUUUGCAUAUCUAUAUCCAAGAGUUUAUGCAUUGCAUAAUUUGGAAGAAGAUCAUUUACCACCACCAAUGAUUCGUUGUUCAUAUGAUCGAUUUUCGGAAACAGGAGCUUAUGUUCUUGAAAAUGGUAUUGUAAUGUAUAUUUGGCUUGGUAGUCAAAUUAAUCCAACAUUUGUACAAUCAUUAUUUGGUAUUCAAACAUCACAUAUUCAACCAGAAAAAUGUCGUAUUGUUGAUCUUGAUAAUCCAAUAUCAAAAACAGUUCGAACAUUAUUAAAUUUAAUUCGUAAUGAACGAGAUACCUUUAUGAAACUUUUUAUCAUUCAACAACGUGAUUCAAUUGAACCAUUUUUUAAAAAUUAUCUUAUCGAAGAUAAAGGUUUCACAGGUGGUGCAUCAUAUGUUGAUUUUCUUUAUCAUUUACAUCGUGAAAUUCGAAAUAUUCUUCAAUAG
Messenger RNA from Rotaria sp. Silwood1, 3480 nucleotides. The record is from the annotation of a GenBank genome assembly. NCBI's taxonomy places the organism in Eukaryota, Metazoa, Rotifera, Eurotatoria, Philodinida, Philodinidae.